GUGGCGGAAAUUCAUAAUAAAAAGGGAAAUCUUUAAUUCUUCAGUAACUGCAAUGGCCAAACCGGGCGAGCGAGCCCUACAGGCUAUCAAGGAGCAGAAUAAGGCGGUAGCAGUAUUCAAAACACCCAACGUUCCCAAGGCUAAAGCGAAAGAUAAAAUCAUCCUAACCGAGGAAGAAUAUCUACAGGAAAUGGGUAAAAUCAUACAACGCGAUUUCUUCCCGGAUUUGAAGAAGUUAAAGGCGCAGAACGAAUAUUUGGAUGCCCUAGCGAACAAUGACGUUUUCAAAAUGAGACAGAUCUUCUCAAAGUACAGCUCCAAAAGGCCCAAUUCUUCACGAAUCGGUAAGGCCAGUCCCGCUACAUUCGAAACACCAUUGCCGGAUACAACGCCAGCAAGCGAAGUUCCACCAUCGAUUCGGUCGACUUCCAGUGUUGGUUCAAACAAAUCCACCAAAACACUCGGUGAUAAGCACUCGCUGGACAGCUUUUUGCAAUCGUAUACAAGCGAGGACAAUGACAGCUUUCAGGAGAUUAUCGAAACGGCCGAUCGGAAGCUGCGCCAACGGUUUGCGGUGCUCUACGAAGCGGAGGGUACAUCCGCCAUCGAGAUGGGCCAGUGCUUAGCGCUGCCCAGUAUCGAACAACAGUUCAAUCAGCAAGAGCGUCCCAAACAACUGGACAUGUGGCGAUACACGAACAAAAACUACAUCAUGUACACCCCGGACGGGGUUGAGUUGACGAAGGAAGAGCAGUUAGAGAUGGCCAAACGGAAGCAGGAAAUCAGUCACAGCAGCACCCGACUGCAUUACAAUCCCUUUAACGAGCAGGACAGCCGGCAAGCGAUUGUGGAAGCGGCAAAAACGCAGGCCAAACAUUUGCCGGAGAAAAUCGGCGUCGAUGGCCGGGUGGUGGAUCAAUCCGCCGGCGACACGCCACAGGUGCGUGGUUUCGGCUUCGUGAAAAGUCCCUCACCUUGUCCGGGUGUAACGGACAGUCCGCUAUUUACGUGGGGUGAAAUCGAAGGCACUCCGUUCCGGUUGGAUGGUGGGGACACACCGCUGCACCCGUCGGCCGGAGGACCAUCGUUCCGUAUAGUGGAAACGUCGAAGCGGGAAAAUUUAGCCCUACAGUUGGCGGAAAAGGCUGCGGAAAAAUCCCGCGAAAAGAAAGCGAAAGCGAUCGAAGCGGCCCGGCGUAACAUUGCCUCCCCUUCGGUGCGCAGUUCGUUUGAUCGGCUUGCCAGCAUGUCACCGGCUGCUCGACGAUUGGCUACUAACAAGCUCGGGUUUCUAGGCACACCUAAUCCGCUUGCCUCACCGGUCGGUUCGAGUGGCCUAAGAACGCCAGUAAUGAGGCUGGGAAGUGGCCGAAUUAGUAGUGGUAGCAACAAUAAGCCUCGAAAUGUCACACCAUCCCCGAGGGCAAUCGUGAGAAGAAAGACACCGCUCGUUGGAGCGAAUGUGGCAUCGAAGGGUGCCAGUACGGAUUUGACGGAUGAUCUGCUAGAUAUCCCCACCGGCGGCAAACGCACGAAGGCGGCCGAUUUCUUUUAAGGCUGUAGCAGAACUGAUUGCUGGCUGGAAAAUAAGACGAAUUUUUAUAGUCUUAUUUAAUAUACGAAUCCGAUUUUGACGCAUGUAUACUCUUUUAUUUUGCUCUCUCCGUACAAGGUCUUCGUAAUCUCACACUAAACUCUGAUGUUCAUGUAGGAAGAGCAGCGAAGAUCUGCACACACUACUGCUUACUAUCAAUCUAAGGAACACACUGAACACUACGCUACGGGAAUGUUUGAUAAAUUCUACAACACAUUUUCCAUCUCUCCCUUUACAUUAAGCUACGAUAAUUGAGAAUAAUGGGAACACCUUGACAGACAAGUUAAGCGGCAAGGUGCUAUGUUUUCAUGAGAUCAAGCAACAACCGCUCGAUUGCCACCUCACCGACCGUCUUGCGGAACAGCAUCUCCUGCAGUACUUUUGCGUUGGCUGCCGCCUUGAUGGCCGGAAGCAGCAAUAGCAGAUGGCCUAGCCGUACACCACCACACUUUUCAUGCAGCAGUGCAACGGUUUGAUCUUGAAGCAGCAGAACCUCGUGCGCUGCAUACAGUCGGGGUUGAUCCGGACGGAAAAGAACCAGCGCUUUCAGACAGGCCGCCUCCCGAUAGUCAACGCGUGCGAUACCGAACUGCUGGAUGGCACUUUGUAGCUUCACAGCCUGUGGAUUCCUUACGAUGAAUUCUAGUGUGGGAGAAUGGAACGGAAGGCGCCAACAUGUUCAGGAGGGAUGCUUCCUUCAAUAACGCAAUACGCAAUGUCCAAUAUCUUACCAUUGUCAAUAGGAAGUCCCCACUGCGCUGCAGUGAUGACAAACAGUUCUGCCCAUGCUUCCUCGAGCAGCAGCUUUUGAUCAUUGGCCGGUAGUUGAAGGAACGAAGGUACCGUUUUCGCCCACUUCACCGCCAGAAAGAGCAACUUGGCGGCUGAUUCCAGCAGCAUGUCCGUUUCGCUCUUUCCCCCAUGCAUUGGACCAACAGUUCCAGCGGGGGAAAAUAACAGCUGAUGUUGGUAUUGCUGUGUUGUAGCACCCGAUCGUGGAGGACUAUCCUCACCCGUGCUGGUAACUUCAUUCUCCUUGGCCGAGCUGAGGCUGAGAAUGGAACUGAUCGAGUGGAUUGGUGGUGGCGCCGGUAAGGACAGCGAAUCUCCCGUAAUACUAUUGAACAUUGAUUCCGUAAUGGUGGCGGUGGUAACCUGAUUUGCUUCGCUCGAUUUGGACAUCACCGUAGCUGCUGGUAAUGGAACCGGUACCUGUAUCAAACCGGAUCCAGGCGGUAAACCAGUGACAGUAGGUUUAAAUGCCGUCGGUGUGGUAGUCCUUGCCGUUGGUGGCGGGAAAUGAUCGAAGCUGGUGGAGCUGGCUGCGGCAGCUGCAAGCGAUUGAGCUGCGUACGGCGAGAGGAAACGGGCAGGAUCGGCGAGCGGUGCAAAUGGACCGGAUGCCGUCGCGGCCGUGAUGUGCAAUGGUAGUGGGAAAAAUAAGUUCGUCUGGGGCAAUGCGAAGGAUGUGCGGGAUGCGUAGUAAUCGCCGUGUGCGGAAAGACCAUUAACGGUGGCUGUCAGCGGUGUACAGUUCCUUGGUGCUCGUUCAUGUUGGACGGCUAGCGAAGAGAAAGAGAAAAGAAAGUCGCUGUGUGAAAUACUACACGGGGAAAUCGGAAAACACACGACAUCGAAGAAAGUUACACGCGUGUCAGCCGGUUCGGUUCCCAUAGGACUGAUUAUUAUGUCGGGUAGUGUCUACCAGGAGUUGCCCAACUACGACUUUUUAUCCCGGUUCGCUGAUGGAAGAUAAAUGAGGGAAUAUGUGUAGUGUUUGAAGUCUAGGAAUUGAACCAUGGCCAUAAGUCAAUUGUAUUUAUUUGAUUCAACGGAGGUUUUCGUUAUUGACCAUCGCAAACCCCUAUGUCCGCCAAGAAUCCUGAAUGAAUUAGAAAAGAAUAUUUUAUCGUCACGUUUGAAAUUGUGAGAAUUUUUUUUCACAACGUUGGAUUUUACACCACACUCUUCCAGGAAAAUUAAAACAUGGAUGGACUAUA
Messenger RNA from Anopheles moucheti, 3594 nucleotides. It is a transcript of the gene Es2, whose product is annotated as splicing factor ESS-2 homolog. The record is from RefSeq and is a predicted model, not a curated record. Bases 53 to 1555 code for a protein of 500 amino acids. The transcript has 3 exons. NCBI's taxonomy places the organism in Eukaryota, Metazoa, Arthropoda, Insecta, Diptera, Culicidae. Gene Ontology annotation, cellular component: catalytic step 2 spliceosome.